Neolamprologus brichardi is the source of this 3051-nucleotide messenger RNA. The record is from RefSeq and is a predicted model, not a curated record. NCBI's taxonomy places the organism in Eukaryota, Metazoa, Chordata, Actinopteri, Cichliformes, Cichlidae.
AUGGUGGCGGUGGAGGUGGUGGAGGUGGUGGAGGUGGUGUUGGUGGCGGUGGUGAAGAAGCCAGGCUCGCUUAUCAGAUGUUUCCACUUGUUGCAGACACACCUGGUGGUCAUCGUUGUCCUCUUAGCAGGGCAAGCCUCCUGCAACCAGACCACUACAACUCCUUCCCCUUUUACUGUUUCUGCUACAGCUCCACAAAUAUCAGUAUACUACUUUGUUGACAUUACGGUGGAUGUCACUGGACAGAGCAAGAACGAAUCUGAAAUCAUUGCCUGGCUCAAGCAGGUUUUCAGCACCAAGCUGGAGAACUGCGUGCCUCCAAAGCCUCCAGAAACUACUGCCACACCGACCUCCCCACAAACUACACCUGCAAGUACUGUCAAUGAGACGACAACUGCAGUAACCACAUUACAGAGCAAUAGUACAGGUGCAACAUCCACGGCCUUAGAAGGCAACAGCACUACAGCAGCGACCAAAAGUAAACAGAAAAGAAGCUUGAUACGUGUAGCUCGGGAUGUUAGUGGCAAUGGGACACAAAGCAGGUCGAACACUAAUGUCAUAAAUACAACGGGCCUAUUUCAAGGAAUGGAAGUGUCAUGCGUGACAAAAACUGAAAUAAGAAACACCACGUGCUCUGUGAUGCUGAAGCUGAGUCAGGCGGUGUCUUCAUGUUGUAUCCUCCGCACUCUCUGCGUAGCCACUAACACUUCCUCUGAUUUUCACGUGCUGGGGAAAAAGGCAGAUAGAGUGGGUCAGCUUAAAAAUGUGUGCAAUAACAGCAGCACAGUGGAAAACAGCUGCAUUUAUACUGGUCAAGACAACGCAGCAUGUAACAAGUCUGCAGCUGCAUAUGUGGUUCCACCAAGUAAUUCAACUAACUGCAGUGCAGGCAACAUCACCACAAGCAACUGCAACUGCUCCGACUACUGCAGUGGAUCAGAUGCGUACUACACUUUUAACAUUUCCAUACAAGAUCCCAAUAUAAACUAUUUAAAUGUCACCAACCUGAGUUCUCAGCUGCAACAUCUUCCACCUUGCUCCCAAAGUGCAAUUUAUAGCCUUCAAAGCUGUACCGUGAUUUUGGCCUUUGCCCGUGAGGUCCCCGUCUGUGAUGUAGCAAAUGCUGUGGUGUAUCUGCUCCAGUCUAAGAAACAAAUCAGUUUCAACGGGCAUGUGAUCCGAGCGGCCACCACCAGUGCUGCUAAUGCCUCCGUGCCAGCAACAGUCAACAGCAACACUACUACAACUACAACUAUCACUACAGCCACCACAAAUCCGAACACUUCUGUGACGACAACUGGAAGUACAACAACAAAUUCGUCAGCUGAAGCCCAAGCCAACGCACUGCUUGAAGAGACAAAAGACGUGUCCAAACUGAACUCCAGCCAGGUGAAUCAGCUGGUGUCUAAGCUGGAGGAUCUGUUAUCAGGCCCAAAUGUCAGCAUAGGGCUGGGGAACACAUCAGUCAACAUUGUCAGCAAUCUCCUGGGUGCUUCUCCAUCUGUGCUGUCACAGUCCUCCAACAGGAUAAUGGGGAUCGUUGAUACAGUGGGGCUCAAGCUGGUUGUUGGAGGGACGGCUCAGACCAUUUUGUCCCCGGCUGUUGCUCUAUCAGUGAAACCAGCAGAUGGCGCCAACUUUCAGAAAACAACUUUUUCCAUCUCAAGCCCCACCAAUGUGGAGGUCCGUGGGAAUCCCAGACUGAGAAGGAGCGUGACAACAAACUCCUCGAUCCCUCAGGGCUCCGUCACGCUGCCUGCCUCUCUCACUCAGAAUCUCACAUCUCAGGAACAGCAGCAGGUCUCCAGAGUUCAGUUCAAUUUCUACCAGAAGAGCACCGUAUUCCAGGACAAAUCCCUGGGAGUACGCAGGCUUAAUAGCGGGAUCCUAGGAGCAAGUGUCGCCAACCUGUCAAUCACAGGACUCCGAGACAAUGUUAUAAUCACCCUAAAAAACCAAGAGCCUAUUCCGGCAAAUUUUGUGGCAACGUGUGUCUUCUGGGACUUUGCAUUAAAUAAUGGAUCGGGAGGCUGGAGUUCAAAUGGCUGUUCUGUCCAAAACAGCACGGACAGUGAGACAAUUUGUGGCUGCAACCAUUUAACCAGUUUUGCCAUCCUGCUGGACCUCUCCAGGCAGCCUAUAACUAGUCGUCUCCAGAGCACCAUCCUUACCUUCAUCACAUACAUUGGCUGUGGAAUCUCUGCUAUCUUCCUGGCUGUCACCAUCCUCACCUACUUGGCCUUUGGCAAGUUGCGCAAAGACAUCCCAUCCAAAAUCCUGAUCCAGCUGUGCUUUGCGCUGCUCCUGCUGAAUCUGGUCUUCCUGGUGGACGCCUGGCUGGCGCUCUACCCAGACGCCGUGGGCCUUUGCAUUUCCACUGCCUGGUUCCUUCACUACUUCUUGCUAGCUGCCUUCACAUGGAUGGGUCUCGAGGCCGUCCACAUGUACGUGGCACUUGUGAAAGUCUUCAACGUCAAUGUAUCGCACUACAUGCUGAAGUUCUCGCUGGCUGGCUGGGGUAUCCCGAUGAUUGUGGUCAUUAUUGUCAUUGCAAUUGACAAAAAAAACUACGGUCUCGUUUCCUAUGGAAGGUUUAGCGAUGGCACUACUGAUGAGUUCUGCUGGCUGAAAAAUGACAUCGCCUUCUACGUGGCAGUGGUGGCCUAUUUCUGCGUCAUUUUUAUAUUUAACUUCGUCAUGUUUAUUGUAGUUAUGGUCCAGCUGUGCCGGAUAAAAAAACAAAACCCUCAAAAUCUCCAGCACCGCAGCACACUGCAGGAUGUGCGCAGUGUGUUGGGGAUAACUAUCCUGCUAGGCCUCACGUGGGGCUUUGCCUUUUUUGCCUGGGGGCCCGUUAACCUGCCGUUCAUGUACCUCUUUGCCAUCUUUAACUCCCUGCAAGGUUUCUUUAUAUUCGUGUUCCACUGUGCAGUGAAGGAAACCGUGAGGAGGCAGUGGAGGAUCUAUCUGUGCUGCGGCAAAAUGAGACUAUCAGAGAACUCAGUCAUGCAACAGACUGGUGACCUGUCCGUACCCUGCCUCCUGCCCUAA